AUGCCCAUGAUGGAUGGUUCUAAUAUCAACAUGUCGCUGCAUAUAUGUGUUGUUGGAGCAGACACUCUUCUUGGCAUGGCCAUUGUCACCGACCUUUUGCAUGGGUCGCACAGAUCUACAUUCAAGUCUGUUACUGCAUUGGUGUCUAGACAAGAGAGUAUCGAUGAUUUGACUUGCAUUGCUUCAUCUCCCAAACCUACGGAUUCCUCUGUCUCCCAUUCAACUGACUCAUUCCAACUAAAGCUUCAGGUGUUGCUUCUCUCCGAUAUCAUCAAAUUUCCAUCCAACCAUCUUGCACUUUUUCAAAGCAUUGAUGGCGUGUGUAUCAUUCCUCCUGUUAUUCCCGACUUGAUUCAGGUCUGCUCCCCCAUCAUUCAUCUGUGCCAAAUGGCUCGAGUCAACAAUGUGGUCCUUCUUACCCCACAUCAUCCAGAAUCUGUGUGUGCAACAUUCUCACCACGAUUGUAUGAAUACAGAAAGAUUGAACAUGCAUUAAAGGAAAGCGAUAUUGCUGGGCAUUGUAUCCUACGAUAUACAUUUUUACAACAGUAUCUACUGUGUUGGAUCAACAAAAUAGGACAAGAUGGUAUACUUGCCUUGCCCAUCACGGAUGGAAUGUUUGCUCCAAUUCAUAUCACAGAUGUUGUUGCAAGCGUGGUUGCCAUUUACGUUGACCGAGCCUCUCACAGACCAACAAUGUGUCCAUUGCAUCGGGCUUCAGUAUACACUCUCACAGGACCAGCAUUGCUAACAGGCACAGAUCUGGCUCAGAAAUUCACAGAAUUCAUCUCCACAUCUCAACCUGAUCCUACACCCACUACGGAUUCAAAUCACACCCCUUCAUUGCCAUCAGUCGUGUCAUUUACUAGCAAUUCUCACAACGAAACAAAACGAUUUCUAAUGGAAAAGCAAAAUGCUAUCCACAACUUGGCUGUCGACUUUGAUGCAGUUAUUGAAACACUCGACGCCAUUCGACACGAUGCAGAUGACAUGAAGAUCCUGCUUAAUAAAAUGUUGAAGCAGAUCAAAAACAAUACCAAAUCAAUCCAUAUGGACCAUGACGAAACCCAAGAAAUCUACCUAAAAGAGCAGGGUUUAGUUGGCAACGGUGUCUCAUCAGCUGUUAAAAUACUUGCUGGAAGAGAUCCACUGGAAAUCAAAGAGUUUAUCCAAGAAUGUCUAGCCAGUGGUUGUGUUGCAUUUAAAUCUUAA
Molecule: messenger RNA, 1212 nt
Organism: Batrachochytrium dendrobatidis JAM81
Lineage: Eukaryota; Fungi; Chytridiomycota; Chytridiomycetes; Rhizophydiales
Exons: 2
Coding region: 1-1212 (403 amino acids)
Source: RefSeq, a predicted model, not a curated record